AAAAUUUCACAAGUUCAGUUUUUAUAGUUUCCACUCUUUCAUCAUCUGUCCGUGGCUUUCUUCCAUUUUCUCUCAAUUGUGACCUCAAUGUCCUUCAGUUUCCUUUUAGCUGCCUCUUUUUGCUGCAAUGACAAAAGAGUGUCCAGAAUUCCCCUAGCUUUUGAAAGGUCCACAAAGUACCUCUCUGUGCGUACGUUAAGAUGUUAGGCGGGUGAUGUCAUGGCUGGCAGGACCUGAGUCCCACUGUGCCCGCUAAGCCGAGACAUGAGCAGUACAACAUUCUUUCUUUUCAAUCCACCCGCCAGCAUCCAGUCUUAGGCUCCGGUCGAGUGAAUCAAAGUCUAAUUGGCAUAUUUCCCAUGUUGGACAGCUACAGUGUGGUCAUUGAAGGGAUGCAAAUGACAUUAUUUAGGAGGCAUUCACCGAAAUAAACUCUGGGCUAAUUAGUGCACUUUGUUUUGCUUGUGUGACCAACUGUGUGUACUGUGCAGCUGCUCUCUGGUGGGCUUCAAGGAGGUGGUCUGUUAACUGUGCUCGAGUUCAUUCAGAGGGCUACCUUCUUUGGGACUAUUCACAUGUACACUAUGCAGACAAAAGCAUUCAAACGCGCUAUUUAAUGAAUUUGUCAAUCACAAUUUGGACGCCAACUCUAAUUCUCCAUGUUAAUUGUCCAUCUCAAUCAAGACAUUCUUGAGAGCAAUUUUGUUUCCAAACUUGAGAUAACAAAAGAUAACCAAAUCCUGACUCACAAAAUAUAAUCGUGACUUUCCCACAAGAAAGACACAUAGUGUGAGUGCACGUUUGCACUUUACAUUCACCUUUUCUUCCCGCCCUUAAAUUUACCAAUCAUGUUGAUUGUAUCCACCUGUGACCCUGUGUAUAAAUAGUCUGCCUCUGCCCUUGUCCGUUGUCAGUUUGUCUUGUAUCCUGCUAUGUCAUGUGCCACCACCUUUUUGCCUAGAUUUAUGUUGGCACCGACCCCUGAGGCUGCUGAGCGAGGACGGGAUGAAGAUGAGACCUCCCGGCCCUCUGCUGAUCCUGCUCUAUGUCACACUGUCAAAGUGUCUCAAGGUGGUCUCCAAGCGAGGCUCAGUGGAUGGCUGCACAGACUGGUCGGUGGACUACCUGAAGUACCAGGUGCUGCAGGGUGAGCCGGUGCGACUAAAGUGUGCCCUGUUCUACGGAUACAUCCGCGCCAACUACAGCCAGGCGCAAAGCGUCGGCCUCAGCCUCAUGUGGUACCGCAGCUCAGGCCUUGGCCACAGCGACUUCGAGGAGCCCAUCUCUUUCGACGGUGUGCGCAUGAGCAAGGAGGAGGAUGCCAUCUGGUUCAGACCUGCCGACCUUCAGGACAUUGGACUUUACUCCUGUGUCUUACGGAACUCAACUUACUGCAUGAAGGUGUCCAUGUCACUAACGGUUGCUGAGAACGACACUAAUAUGUGCUACAACUCCAACAUGCGACGGAUGGAAAAGGCCGAGCUAAGCAAGAGUAAAGACAUCCUGUGCCCUGACAUCGAUGACUAUGUUGAGCCUGGCAAAGAGCCAGACAUUACUUGGUACAAGGAAUGUCAUCCAAAGAAGUGGCGUGCCAGUGUCAUCCAGAAGAGAGACAUUCUGACUUUCCAGGAGGUGAAGGAAGACGACAUUGGAAACUACACCUGCGAGGUCCAAUUCGGAGGCUUUGUGGUCAGGAGAACGACUGAACUCGCCGUCACCGCCCCUUUGACCGACAAGCCACCCAAGAUCCUGUUCCCCUCGGAAAACAAGAUUAACAACAUGGAGCUGCAGCUAGGUGGUGCCCUGAACCUAACUUGCCGGGCGUUUUUCGGCUACAGCGGCGACGUCAUCCCACUCAUGUACUGGAUGAAGGGAGAUAAAUUCAUCGAAGAUCUAGAUGAGGAGCGAGUGCAGGAGACUGAAAUCAAAAUCGUCAAGGAGCAUCUAGGCGAGCAGGAAGUGGCCAUCUCCCUGACCAUCGACUCACUGGAGGAGGAGGAUCUAGGAAAUUAUUCGUGUUAUGUCGAGAAUGGCAACGGCCGUCGCCAGGCUACCAUCCAGCUCUUCAGGAAGGCAGAGCUCAUGUACACGGUGGAGCUUGCCGGGGGGCUCGGAGCCAUCCUGCUGCUGCUCAUCUUCCUCAUCUCGCUGUACAAAUGCUACAGGAUUGAGAUGAUGCUCUUCUACAGGAGGCACUUUGGCAGCGAAGACCUGGACGGAGAAAACAAGGACUAUGAUGCCUAUCUGUCUUACACCAAAGUGGACCCUGACCAGUGGAGCCAAGAGACCCGGGAGGAGGAACGCUUCGCCCUGGAAAUUCUCCCUGAUGUACUGGAGAAGCAUUACGGCUACAAACUUUUUAUCCCCGACCGGGAUCUCAUUCCAACUGGAAGUCUCACCACUGAGCAUUACCAGGAUGACACGCGACUUUUUGGAGCUUACAUCGAGGACGUGGCACGCUGCGUGGAUCAGAGCAAGCGGCUCAUCAUCGUCAUGACGCCCAACUACGUGGUUCGGCGCGGCUGGAGCAUCUUCGAGCUGGAGACGCGCCUGCGCAACAUGCUGGUCACCGGCGAGAUCAAGGUGAUCCUCAUCGAGUGCGCCGAACUGCGCGGUAUUAUGAAUUACCAGGAAGUGGAAGCCCUCAAACACACCAUCAAGACCCUGACCGUCAUCAAGUGGCACGGCCCCAAGAGCAACAAGCUGCACUCCAAGUUCUGGAAGCAGCUGCAGUACGAGAUGCCCUUCCGGCGCACUGAGCCCAUGCUGGGCCACGAGCCGGCGCUGGACGUCAGCGAGCAGGGCGCUUUCGGCGAGCUGCAAACCGUCUCGGCCAUCUCCAUGGCGGCGGCCACCUCCACCGCCAUGGCCACCGCCCACCCGGAGCUUCGCUCGUCCUUCCACAACUCCUACCACACCACCGUGAGGCAGAAACACUACUACCGCAGCUACGAGUACGACCUGCCCGCCGGGGGCACCCUACCGCCGCUCUCGUCGCUGGGGAGCCAGCACACCUACUGCAACAUCCCUCUGACGCUGCUCAACGGGCAGAGGCCGGCCGGGAAGAGCCGCGAGCACAGCCUGGAGGAGGCGCACGCCAACAACGCCAUGUUGCCGUUGCUGCCGCGCGAGACCAGCAUCUCCAGCGUGAUCUGGUAACCAGCUUACCAGAAGCGACGUGGUAAAAAUUUCGCUUUUUCAAGGGGAGACUCCAUUCCCCUCCUCCGAGAGAACCGACACUCUGUUAAGGGUUAUUUUCUACGUGCAGAUUUGUAAUCAUCGAGGACACUCACGUGGAAGAACGCUAUCACGUAUGCACACACAUGCAUCCAUCUACGCGUAAGGAAAACAGGGUCUUGUACAUAUAGCUCCAUUCAUUUGUAGCAUUCUUCUUCUGUUCUAUCAUUCACACGUCUGUUGCCUUCUCCAUCCUAGGAGUUUGCUUUGACUUCCAGAGGUGUAUAUUUUUAUCACUUUUUUUGUACUAUUUUAAUGCCCAUGUGCUUGUUUGCGAAGACAGUUAUGCAGUGUACUCUUUUGUUUGAAAUCUUUGCAUUCUUUUUAGGUUUUCCUGGACAAUUUCUCAGCUUCCGGGAGCUGCAAAGACUUUGGUUGUUUUCAGUGUGUUUUGACCUGUAGAAGGUGUAUCUACUUCAAAAAAAUGGAAUAUCAACAAAAGAAAUCCUAGAAUAUGCAAAAAUAACAGGCGGGGCUGGGAAGAAGGGGGCGGGGCUUGUCCACACCAAUCAGCUCCCUGCAGCAGAGGAAGAGCAAGAUGACGACAAAGACGGAUUUUCUAUUUGAGACGCUGUUUGAGAAUGCCUCACCUUAAAAAAAAGAAAGUGUAGAUUAUUUUAAAAAAAUAACUCUAUUUUUAUAAGCAGUUGCCUGAGGAGUCACAUUUUAUUGUUUCAUCUACCAUGGGAGGACAAUUUAGUGUUUUGUACACAACUUUUGCACCCCACACAAACUCUAAUCAUCAUUUUUGUUUGUUUUUAAAAGACAAAAAAAAACAAAAAAAAAAAAUGUUGACAUUCUGAUAACUGCUUUGGUUUCCUAUGUAACAAUAAUUCAUGUUUAAGGCAAGAAAAAGUACAUUUGUGUCCAGGGGGGAAAGACUUUAGAUAUAUUUGAAGGUGUGACUUUUUUGAGUAUGCAUAGCAAAUAGAUAUGUAUUCUAUAUAUAAUAUAGAUAUUUAUAUAAAUAUAUAAACACAAUUUUCACGCGGAGAGAAAUGUCUAUCUUUAUAGGAACACGAGUCAUGAUCAGUUGCCCUUAUACUUUCUCACUGCACAUUAAAAACAACUUUGAUUUCCUUUGUGUGCCUCCUGUUUUGUGUGCAACUCAGACGUAAAGUUACACUUACACGUACUUCUGACUUACAUUUGUUUGUAUGAUGAUACUUGAUAUCUGGGAUGUCAAACAUACACUGCUGUAGGGCUGCAGCUAUCGAAUAUUUUAGUAUUCGAGUAAUCGACUGAAAAUUCUAUCGAUUAAUC
Molecule: messenger RNA, 4500 nt
Organism: Corythoichthys intestinalis (scribbled pipefish)
Lineage: Eukaryota; Metazoa; Chordata; Actinopteri; Syngnathiformes; Syngnathidae
Gene: il1rapl1a
Product: interleukin 1 receptor accessory protein-like 1a
Exons: 12
Coding region: 1006-3159 (717 amino acids)
Biological process (GO): negative regulation of exocytosis; signal transduction
Source: RefSeq, a predicted model, not a curated record